Chionomys nivalis (European snow vole) is the source of this 4841-nucleotide messenger RNA. It is a transcript of the gene Thnsl1, whose product is annotated as threonine synthase like 1. The coding region runs from base 495 to 2738 and encodes 747 amino acids. Gene Ontology annotation, cellular component: cytoplasm. Lineage: Eukaryota; Metazoa; Chordata; Mammalia; Rodentia; Cricetidae. The record is from RefSeq and is a predicted model, not a curated record. The transcript has 5 exons.
GGCGACUUUGGGGCGGGCGGGCCGGCUGAGGCUACCUUGGCGGUGCCGAAGCUGCUUCUCUUUUCCCUUCCUCUCCCUGGUCAUCUCUGGGUGGUUUACUUGGUUCUGCAUUCUCAUGCUUUCAGUGGCCACUCAGACAGGGCCUAAACUGAGCACUCCGUUGCUCUGUAGUGGUUCCUAGUAUGAAGAGGCUGGUGUGUUUUACAGAGAAAACAGCAACCAAUGUAAAGCUGAAUCAAACAUGGAAGAUUAAUUGUCCAUGGAAACAAUAAAAACAAACCAGCAACUCAGGCCCUGCUCUCUUCAAAUAUUGACUUUGCCUUGGUCUUGCUAGACUCUUCAUCUAUGGUUCCUGUUAUUUUGCGUUUAUACUUCAAUGGAGUUAGACACAGCAGCAUACAAAGUCAGUGGGAAAUGAAUUCUUUCUCUUGAUAGGUCGAUGUGCUUGGUCUAAAGUCAGCCCUAGGUUGGCUCUGGCAGAAAAGUGGAAAGAGAUGCUGAGCUUUACCAGAUGUCAACAUCUGAAACAGAUAACGCGGAAGUGUUUUUCUAGUGCGUCGGUUAACGUGCGGACUCACACGCAGCGCUUGCUCUCACGGGCCUUUGCAUAUGCAGGAUCAGGGAAGUCAUGGCACUCAAUCCACUCUCUUGUUGGAGACAAAAAUAUUAUCCUGAUGGGGCCUCCUGGUGCAGGGAAAACGACAGUAGGGAGAAUAAUAGGUCACAAGCUAGGCCGCUGUGUCAUUGACGUGGACAGCGACAUCCUUGAGAAAACCUGGAAGAUGAGCGCUUCUGAAAAAUUGCAGGAUGUUGGUAAUGAGCAAUUUUUAGAAGAGGAAGGAAAAGCCGUGUUAAACUUGUCUGCAUCUGGAAGUGUGAUUUCCCUCAGUGGGUCCAAUCCCAUGCAUGAUGCUAGUAUGUGGCAUCUGAAGAAAAAUGGGAUUGUCGUGUACCUGGAUGUGCCUCUAGUGGAUAUAAUCAGUCGUCUGAAAUCAAUGAAAGUUAGCAGGAUUGUUGGUCAGACCUCGGGAGCAUCUAUGAGAGACUUACUGCAGCACAGAAGACUGUACUAUAAGAAGUGGUACGACACUCGAGUCUUUUGUGAGAGCGGGGCUUCUGCCGAGGAGGUCGCAGACAGAGUGCUGGAUGCAGUGAAAAGAUACCAAGAUGUGGAUUCAGAGACAUUCAUUUCAACAAGGCACGUGUGUCCUAAAGACCUUGACAAGAAGCCUCCACCAAAAUACUUCAGUGAAGCUGUGCUUGAGGGUUUGGCUUCUGAUGGCGGACUCUUUGUCCCUGAGAAGGAGUUUCCAAAAUUAAGCUGUGGGGAGUGGAAAAGCCUAAUAGGAGCGACCUACAUAGAGAGAGCGCAGAUAAUUCUGGAAAGGUGUAUUCACCCUGCGGACAUACCUGCCACCAAGUUGGGAGAAAUGAUUGAAACUGCUUACGGGGACAACUUUGCCUGCUCUAGAAUCGCCCCCAUCAGGCACCUGUCAGGCAAUCAGUUCAUCCUGGAGUUGUUCUAUGGGCCCACGGGGUCCUUCAAGGAUUUGUCCCUACAGCUCAUGCCUCAUAUCUUUGCCUACUGUAUCCCACCGAGUUGCAAUUAUGUGAUCCUUGUAGCUACUUCAGGAGACACGGGCAGUGCAGUCUUAAAUGGGUUUAGCCACCUUAGUACAAACGACAAGCAAAGGAUUGCUGUGGUCACAUUUUUUCCAGAGAAUGGAGUUAGUGGUUUUCAAAAAGCACAGAUAAUUGGCAGUCAGAGAGAAAACGGAUGGGCAAUAGGUGUCAGGUCAGAUUUCGAUUUUUGCCAGACAGCUAUAAAAAAAAUAUUUAACGAUUCUGAUUUUACUGGCUUUCUGACUAUGGAAUAUGGAACAGUCUUAAGUUCAGCAAAUUCUAUAAACUGGGCUCGGCUGCUUCCACAAGUAGUUUAUCAUGCAUCUGCCUAUCUUGAUCUUGUUAGCCAAGGGUUUAUUUCCUUUGGAAGCCCAGUAGACGUCUGUAUCCCCACAGGAAACUUUGGGAACGUGUUAGCAGCAGUCUAUGCCAAGACGAUGGGGAUCCCUAUCCGGAAAUUUAUCUGUGCCUCUAAUCAGAACCACGUUUUGACGGAUUUCAUAAAAACUGGGCAUUAUGAUCUAAGGGAUAGGAAAUUAGCACAAACCUUCUCACCAUCAAUUGAUAUUCUCAAAUCUUCAAAUCUGGAGCGACAUUUGUACUUGAUGGCUAACAAAGAUGGACAGUUAAUGGCAAAUUUAUUCAGUCAGUUAGAGAGCCAGCUUCAUUUCCAAAUAGAGAAGCUGCUGGUCCAGAAGCUGCAGGAGGACUUUGUUGCAGACUGGUGUUCGGAGGGAGAGUGCCUCGCAGCCAUCGGCACUACUUACAACACGACAGGGUAUAUUCUGGAUCCACACACGGCUGUUGCAAAGGUGGUCGCAGAUAAGAUGCAAGACAAAAGCUGCCCAGUGAUCAUCUCAUCGACAGCUCACUACUCGAAGUUUGCACCCGCUAUCCUGCAGGCCCUGAAGAUUAAAGAGCUCAACGAGACAUCAUCAAGCCAGCUUUGCUUACUGGGCUCGUACAAUGCAUUACCACCUCCUCAUGAGGCUUUGCUAGAGAGAAUGAAACAGCAAGGGAAGAUGGACUACCAGGUUUGUGCAGCUGACGUGAACGCCUUGAAGAGCCACGUGGAAAAGCUGAUCCAAAAUCGGUUCAUAAGGAAGUCUGAGUAGAGUAUUUUUCUUGGCAAGAAGCAAAAAUAAAUCUCGAGAGUUGGUUGGGACUACAGAAGCGUUUUGUUUUGUGUAAAUGUUUUGUGUGCAUCUGUUGGAAAUCCAGCGCCCUGACCCCUGGGCCUGACCUUACACCUGCAGUGACCCCCAGGUCCUCCAGAAGAGACCUUCCAGCAUCGCCCCUGGAACCUGGUGCUGUCGAGCUUCAUUCUCUGCUUAGGGGGGAUAUGGCAAUUUCUCCUUCACCCCCACUUGUGAGAGGAACAAAAUACUGGUAUCUAGCUUGGCAUUUAAAAAUCUUUAAGCACAGUUAAGUACUGCAUCUAUAGCCAUUUACUGUUUGUUGUUCAAACCGUUUGCUGCUUGGGACAGUUAACUCACAUAGCAGAAAUAGGAAGUUAGUUCAUUAAUAGUGGAGCCAUUUCAAGCUCCAGCUUGGACAGUGGUUGCUUAUGUGUCUCCACCCUGUCCAGUUAGAGUUGGCAGACUGUUCGCUACCUUUAGAAUAUUUGUAGUUAGGCUGAGGAAGUCUGAAAGUCGAGCCAGCAUUUACCUCUAGGGUGUAGCAAUCAACAGAACUGUGGAGUAGUAUACAGAAAUAAAAUCACCUACUUCAAGAGGAAGGAGUUCCAAAGUCAGUAAUGUUUAAAAGUUUUAAUAAAAGUACAAUUAUAGACAACAGCUUUUCUAUAUUAUUCAAAGUCUGUUCCUAUUUGUCUCAAAUUUAAUAAACAUUUUUGGGCACCUAACCCACUCAAAUUAAUGCAAAUGCUUAAUGUCCAUUGCUGUGUAGGGCAGUGACUUUAACCGCUCUGUGAGUGUUUCCUGAAUAUUUACUUUCUGGGCUACAGGUGGUCACUGACCUGAAGUGUCUUCCUCGCAGACUGUCUUUGCUGAUGAUGUUCCGCAUCUCAGUUAGCUUAACUUAAUUUGAAAAUUAAAAUGAUGAAAAAUAUUAAUAGUUUUAAAGAGCAAGGGGCAAUUUGUUUUGCAAGUUUGAAAUUAAACCAAUUCCAUUUUAGCAUCAGAUCUCUGGCUUGGCUUUUAAAAUGUAGUUCUACAACCUGUCAUGGAGGCUGGGAUUGUCCCUGGUUCAAUGCUUGCCUAGCACGCGCAAAACUCUGGGUUCCAACCUUAGCACAUAGGAAGGUAGAGACAGUGCUUAAAAGACAUGUUAAGCUACGUAGUUUGAGGCCAGCCUGGGAUACAUGAGAUCCUGUCUUAAAAAAACAAAUAAAGCCAGAAAUGAAAAAUGCCCCUCUUAGCAUUUAUUCCUCCUCCUAAGAAGUAGCUAUCCCAAAGCUCAUGUUAGUCAGCGUGUGUGUGUGUGUGUAUGUGUGUGUGUGUGUGUAAUAUUUGCUUUGUUUAGUUUUGAACUUAUUUAUUUAUUUAUUGAGACAGGAUUUCUCUGUGUAGCUUUGGAGCCUGGAACUCACUCUGUAGAACAGGCUGGCCUACAGCUCACAGAGAUCCUCCUGCCUCUGCCUCCCAAGUGUUGAGAUUAAAGGCGUGUACCACCACUGCCCAGCGAACUUCUUCAAUUUUAUGUCAAUAAAAUCAUACUGCAUCAUCUAUUCAUUGCGGCUGAACAACUUUAAAACUAUGACGGCCAGAUGAAUUAAGCUAUGGCUCAUUGACUUUCCUUAGUAUAAAUAUAUAUAUAUAUAUAUAUAUAUAUAUAUAUAUAUAUAUAAUGUAAAUAUCACAAUAUGCUUACCAAUUUGUGAGGGUUUUACUAUUUUUUCUCUGUUCUUUUUUGUAAAAUUCUAAUAAUGUGUUUUAUCUUGACAUUACAAUAAGAAUGUAUAUAUGAAAUUAUUUUACAAUUACAUGCCUACAGUGUAUUUAUGAGACUUUGAAAAACAGAUAAGAAUUCUUUGUUUUGUUUUGUUUUUUGAAACAGUUUUUUCUGUGUAGUCCUGGCUGUCCUGGAACUCUCUCUGUAGAUCAGGCUGGUCUUGAACUCGGAGAUACCUGUACCUCUGCCCCUCCUGAGUAUUGAGAUUAAAGAUGUGUGCAUGACCACUGGGCUACAAGUAAGGUUUUUAAUUGUGCAUUUUAGAAAUUAUAAAAUGAUUCAAUUAAAAUAAAGCUAAAACAGUA